AUGGGCUACAGGUCAUCGCAGCCGUUCGAGAGAGGCUUCGUCUUCCCUAUAGAUCCCGUUGGGCCAGUGGCGGAGGGCUCGUUGCGGACGGGGCCUUCGCAAGGCCCUACCACUACCCAGCAGCAGCAGCAGCCCCCUGUCUGGGCCGGCCCCUUCGCCCAGCAGCCCUUCGGCGGGACCUGGUCGACGACCACCGCGACGCCGCAGGUGCCCACCGAAGUGCAGGGCCAGUUCUCGAGAAUCACCCGCGCCGCCUACCAGCGCCAUCUUCAACAGAUCCAACCUAGAGCAGAGAGUACGAACACCGCGGCUGAAGGGCCUUGCAGCGACAGGCACGCGCAGUGGGCGACCUACGAGGCAGAGGCCAACGAGGCCAGGGAUCGGGCCGACAGGGCCGAGCAGCUGCUGGAGAGCGUGCUCACGGCAGAGAAGAAGGCGGUCCAACGCGGGGACGAGCUUGAAAGGGAGGUGGCGGAGCUGAAGAAAUACAAGGGCGAGAAGGCGAGCCUAAGUUCCUGUUCCAUCGACGAGCUCAAGCUCAUCGACGAAGCCCUCAAGCAAGGGCGGAAGAACGUGAAGGCUGUGCUCCAGGCCAAGGAGAAAGAGCAGGACGCGAGACCGGAAUGUACAGUAUGCUUGGACAAGCCCAGAGAGACUGUCUUCCUGCCGUGCCAGCACAUGGCCUGCUGCGAUGAGUGCGGCAAGCAGCUGAAGGCAUGCCCAAUCUGCCGAUCAGCUGUGAAGCGCACGGUCUUCGUGCACCACUGCUGA
This is a messenger RNA of Acanthamoeba castellanii str. Neff, 771 nucleotides long. RefSeq lists its product as uncharacterized. The record is from RefSeq and is a predicted model, not a curated record. NCBI's taxonomy places the organism in Eukaryota, Discosea, Longamoebia, Acanthamoebidae. The transcript is spliced from 6 exons. Bases 1 to 771 code for a protein of 256 amino acids.